This is a messenger RNA of Malassezia globosa CBS 7966, 789 nucleotides long. RefSeq lists its product as uncharacterized. Gene Ontology annotation, biological process: plasma membrane tubulation; actin cortical patch localization; actin filament organization. The transcript is spliced from 2 exons. NCBI's taxonomy places the organism in Eukaryota, Fungi, Basidiomycota, Malasseziomycetes, Malasseziales, Malasseziaceae. The coding region runs from base 1 to 789 and encodes 262 amino acids. Gene Ontology annotation, cellular component: mating projection tip; medial cortex; actin cortical patch. Gene Ontology annotation, molecular function: protein binding; lipid binding. The record is from RefSeq and is a predicted model, not a curated record.
AUGUCUUGGGGGGGAUUCAAGAAGUCUAUCAACCGUGCAGGCACGCAGCUGAUGCAGAAAACGGGUCAGUUGGAGCGCUCGGAUGACUCCAGAUUCAAGGAAGAAGAGCACAAAUACCGAGAACUUGAGAAGCAUGCGUCCGCAUUACUGAAAUGCUCUCGAGACUACCUUGACUCGAUCCGGCUUUUGUCUGCAUCCGAAGCCCGCAUAGGCGAUACAAUCGAGGGUUUUUAUCACGAUAAUAGUGAGCCUGCGAUUAUUGCGACGUCAUACAAGCGUGCUCUGGAAGAGUUAGACGCUAGAACAGCGAAAGAACUAGAUGCACCGUAUCGUGCCACAGUUCUUGACCCUAUUGGUAAACUUUGCAGCUACUUCCCUGAGGUGAACAAGCUGAUCGACAAACGUGGUAGAAAGCUUCUCGACUACGAUGCUACACGUUCACGUUACAAGAAACAGUCAGACCGCCCCAGUGACGACCCGUCCAAGCUUCCACGUAUGGAAAGCGAGCAUAAUGAAGCAAAGCUCGUGUUCGAUGCUUUGAAUGAACAACUAAUGACGGAACUUCCUCAACUUGUUGACAUGCGCAUUCCAUACUUGGACCCCUCAUUGGAAAUGAUGAUCCGUGUCCAGAUCAAGUUUGCUCAGGAAGGCUAUGAACAGCUUGGUGGCGUACAACGGUACUUCCCAGAACAAGUGCGUACCGAUUAUGCCGAAGGACAACUGGAUGCCCAGGUGGAAAGCAUACUCCAAGAGAUGCGCGGUUUGUCAAUUUGCGGCAUGAACAAUUGA